This is a messenger RNA of Lactuca virosa, 552 nucleotides long. The record is from the annotation of a GenBank genome assembly. Lineage: Eukaryota; Viridiplantae; Streptophyta; Magnoliopsida; Asterales; Asteraceae.
AUGGAAUUAUUGACACCUCAUCCUACCCGUCCUAACCAUUUUUCUUGGCUCAAUCAUGUAAAAGACCCAGUUUACAUCUUACCUAACCCUAGCAUCUCCGCCUUUUCCACCAGCGACCCUGAAACUUGGUUCUUACCUGGCGAGUUAGACGAUGAUGAUGAAAUGCAGGUCGACCAUUCCAAUGCUGGUAGUCCAUUUGAAACCGAAGACCAUUAUGACCUCCCGAUCCAACAAUUGCCACCACCCCUUUAUGGUCAGCCUUCGGGAGCACAUUUUGAGCCACAACAUGAGUACCACUCUCAACCGCAGCACAAUGAUCCCGAUCCCGAACAUGAGUUUCCUCUUGAUAUCUACAGUCAGCUUGCUUCCUUGCGCCUCCAGGGCAAUCGGAAUACAGCCGCCAUUCGCCGCAUCGAGGAGCAGCAAGCCCGACCAACAACUAUAUGGAGGAUCUUUGGUAUCAUUUUCGGCCCGACGACGGUUACCCCCCUCGUGGGCCUCCUCCACCUUGAUCCUGGUAUGAUCCUUCCUUACUCUCAUCCUAAGCAUUGA